AUGGGAUUCGAGAUUGUGGACGAGUUUCGUCAACCAAACAAAUCGCAAAAGAAGAUUUGCAAAAGCAGAUCUAAGGUAAAAACAGCUUGUAAGACUUGCAAGAUACGAAAGGUGAAGUGCGAUGAAGGAAAGCCUGCUUGUCAGCGUUGCGUAUCAACGGGCCGAGUUUGUGAUGGAUAUGGAAUAUGGGGUGGGGGCGGCAAUAGUUACAACGAACGUUCUAUCGGUUGCAAAGAACGCAUCAGUCCACCCAACACCAUCCUGGCCACACCCAUGAUAACCCCACGAGCAAGCACACACGAGCAGGACUGCUUCGAAUGGUUCACGUGUCAGACCGUGAAGAAGUUUCCUGGGCUCUUCGGCUCUCCAUUUUGGGAGAUACUGGUAUGCCAAGCAAGUUCGUCCGAACCAGCGGUGUUGCAUGCGGUGCUAGCCUUCAGCUCUGCUCACAAGAAGGAGGGACUUGAUAGCAUUCGUCCAGGGAAAUCGCUUACGCUUCCGGAUACACUGGAGCAAUUCACUUUGCAACAAUACAGUCAUGCGAUCACCCACCUCCAGCCUCACUUCGCGACCAAAACCAAGGAUUCUGUUCGCGUGGCUCUUGUCACUUGCUUGAUCUUUAUCCACAUGGAAUUUCUUCGCGGGCAUUAUAGAACGGGUAAUUUCCAUCUACAAAACGGAUUGAAACUUCUUGCAGAGCUCCAAGGACAGCCGAACAAGGGGAAUGGUGUCGUCGACUUGAAACCUCCUCUGAACUUCGUGGAUAGCUGCCUUACCGACACGUUUAUUCGAUUGCAGUCUCAAGCGAUUCUUCUGGGACAAAAUUCCGGAGACUUGUAUCUGGUCCCACAUAUGGAUGCCGAGUCUUCAGACACGAUGUUCUAUUCCAUCACUGCUGCAAGACGAUCGUUGGAGCGCGUGCUUAACGAAAUAUAUUAUCUUACUGAGCAAUCUUCUCGAGAGCAGCAUUCUCAAACAGGGCUUACCUCAGAGGAACUUGUCGAAAGCCAACGCCACAUUCAACCUGAGUUACUGUGCUGGUUCAGCAAGUACCAAGUAACGCAGGCCAAGUUCUAUGAUCAAACGUCACUACGAGAAAAGUUUGCCUACAGAGUUCUUCAUCUGUACCAUACAAUGGCAACCAUCAUGGCCAACACUUGCAUCUCAUCAACUUCGCAAUCUACCUUCGACCCUCAACUGCACCACUUCAUCUCAAUAAUUACCCAGUACAUCGAAGUAUGGAAAAUCGUCAUGUCGAAUCCAAUAACUAUAAUAUUGCCUGCCCAUGGAUUAUCGACAGAGAUAUCAGACUCCGUUGCCGAGAUGGGAGGCGUCUUGCCUCUAUAUUACACCGCUCUCAAAUGCCGCAAUCAUAGAGUGAGACUUCAAGCUAUCAAGUUGAUGAGGUCCAUCCCGCACAAAGAAGGGAUGUGGGAUGUGAAGAUAGCAGCAACGAUCGCAACACAAGUGAUGGAGAUUGAAGAGGGAGAUUUCUACAAGAAUAUCGAGAUCGAUGACAAUUUUGCUCUUAGCAGUCUGCCCAUGGAACAAGAUCUCGUACUGCCAGUAUUGCCGGAGUUGUAUAGGUUGCAUGAGGUGCAAGUUGUGCUACCAGACAGCGAUUCGGAGAAGGUUGCGUUGAUCUGCAGGCGAAAGUUGAAGAACGGUGAGUGGGAGAUAAUCACAAGGGAAUGUGAGGUGCUUCCUUUGGCUCGAGUAAAGAAGCCAGGACGGCCGAUCUAAAAGACUCUUUAUAGUUAACUUACGUGACUGACCUACAUCAUUCAAGUUUUUCCAACCUGGAAGUCCUCACUUGACUAAGAGACUUUCCCUGCCAG
Messenger RNA from Mollisia scopiformis, 1838 nucleotides. RefSeq lists its product as uncharacterized. The record is from RefSeq and is a predicted model, not a curated record. Gene Ontology annotation, biological process: regulation of DNA-templated transcription. Gene Ontology annotation, molecular function: DNA-binding transcription factor activity, RNA polymerase II-specific; zinc ion binding. The coding region runs from base 1 to 1743 and encodes 580 amino acids. Lineage: Eukaryota; Fungi; Ascomycota; Leotiomycetes; Helotiales; Mollisiaceae. The transcript has 2 exons.